Molecule: messenger RNA, 678 nt
Organism: Harmonia axyridis
Lineage: Eukaryota; Metazoa; Arthropoda; Insecta; Coleoptera; Coccinellidae
Product: secreted RxLR effector protein 161-like
Exons: 2
Coding region: 1-678 (225 amino acids)
Source: RefSeq, a predicted model, not a curated record
AUGCAAUAUGCAAAACCUGCAGAAACCCCAAUGAUACAAAAUGAUUGUUUAAGUGACGAGAAUAAAAAAAAAAUCAACUUUCCUUAUAGAGAAGCAGUAGGCAGUUUACUAUACAUAUCGAGCAAAACUAGACCAGACAUAGCUUAUGCUGUUAGUUUUUGUAGUAGGAAAAUGGAGAAUCCGACUAGAAAUGAUGUAAAUAAUGUAAAACGAAUUAUGAGGUAUUUGAAAGAUACCAAAGCUGAUGGUAUUGUAUACAGAAAAACUACCCAGUUAGAAAUUGCAGCAUACAGUGAUUCAGAUUUUGCUGGUGAUGAAACUACUCGAAAGAGUACAACUGGCUAUGUGGUGUACUAUUGCAAUGGACCAGUUACCUGGUGUUCCAGAAAACAACCUGUGGUAGCUCUAUCUAGUACUGAAGCUGAGUUUAUAGCCGCAGCGGAAUGUGUUAAAGAGCUCUUGUAUAUAAAAGUAUUGAUUGAACACUUAACAAGUAAUAAUUUGAAAGUAAUUCUUAACAUUGAUAAUCAAAGUGCCAUAGCUAUUAUUAAGAAUGGCAUGAAGGGUGCCACAUGCGUAUAUCAAAGAACUGACAUAACAGCUGAAGCUCAGGAUGCUCUGUACCGUUCGUUUAUUACAGAUAAAUCUGUAAUAUCCGACAUAUCUGUGCUCACGUGA